UCUCUCUCCCUCUCGAAGUGACCUCUCUCUCUGUCUCUCUCACUGGCGUCGUCACUUAGAGAGAAGAGCUCUCUGCAAUGGAAGUAGCCACCGUAUCUUCAAGCUUCGCGCUCCACAGGCGCAUGGUAGCACCGAUGGCUUCUUCCACUUCAUUAAGAACUUGUAGGACCUCGAUUUCUUCCACCAGAGUUUCUCUCUCCACCGGCUUCGUUCCCUACUCCGCCGGCGGCAGCGUCUCCAGUGAGUUCUCUGGCGUCAAAAUCCGUCCCAAGUCCCUCUCUCCGUCUUCCACUUCCAGGUCCAAAGGCAAUCGAAGCGUCGUCACCAUGGUCAUUCCUUUCUCCAGGGGAAGUGCGUGGGAGCAACCUCCUCCAGACUUGGCAUCUUACUUGUACAAGAACCGUAUAGUUUACUUGGGCAUGUCUCUUGUUCCCUCUGUGACAGAGUUGAUACUUGCAGAAUUUCUUUAUCUUCAAUAUGAAGAUGCCGAAAAGCCUAUCUACCUGUACAUAAACUCCACUGGCACAACAAAGGGUGGUGAGAAGCUGGGUUAUGAGACUGAGGCUUUUGCUAUUUAUGACGUCAUGAGGUAUGUCAAGCCACCGAUUUUUACUCUGUGUGUUGGUAAUGCUUGGGGAGAAGCUGCCUUACUUUUAGCAGCUGGUGCACAGGGGAAUCGUUCUGCUUUGCCAUCUUCAACAAUCAUGAUGAAGCAGCCAAUUGCAAGAUUUCAAGGUCAGGCAACAGAUAUCGAUCUUGCCAGGAAAGAAGUGAAGAGUGUCAAGGCAGAGUUGGUUAAACUCUUUGCGAAGCAUAUUGGGAAAACACCAGAGCAAAUUGAAGCUGAUAUCCGACGGCCUAAAUAUUUUAGUCCUAGUGAAGCGGUUGAGUAUGGUAUAAUAGAUAAGGUGCUAUACAAUGAGAGGAGCAGUGAAGAUCAUGGAGUUGUAUCCGACCUGAAAAAGGCACAACUUAUAUGAUAACGGUGCCAUAGAAUGAAAUUGCUAUUUAUGCAAGGGAUUCAGGUGACAUUGUCAGUAACGGUUCUAACGUGCAUGCAGUUCCCAUCAACAUCAGAGAGCCUAGAUGUCAGCUAAGAAGUGGGAAUGAGACUUCUGAAGCUCACAGUAGUUGAAUUUAUUUCUGGAAUGCCAUUAUACAUGUAUCGUCACAUCUGUAAGCUCUAUCUCGUGUAGUGAAAGAGGCAGCAUCGUCGUCUCUUUUACAUUUUGAUUUACCAACAGUUGAAACAAUAAGUAGGAAGAGCUUGUUAAUGUACUAUCUGAAUAAUGCUGUGGGUUUUUGUCAGUUGAUGCUUCCGUUCCAUGUCUAUAGCGAUCAAGCCUGUUUCCCAUUA
Rhodamnia argentea is the source of this 1357-nucleotide messenger RNA. Its product is annotated as ATP-dependent Clp protease proteolytic subunit-related protein 4, chloroplastic. Bases 78 to 980 code for a protein of 300 amino acids. Gene Ontology annotation, molecular function: serine-type endopeptidase activity; ATP-dependent peptidase activity; ATPase binding. The record is from RefSeq and is a predicted model, not a curated record. Gene Ontology annotation, cellular component: endopeptidase Clp complex. The transcript is spliced from 8 exons. Gene Ontology annotation, biological process: protein quality control for misfolded or incompletely synthesized proteins. NCBI's taxonomy places the organism in Eukaryota, Viridiplantae, Streptophyta, Magnoliopsida, Myrtales, Myrtaceae.